AUGAAAAACAUACACGGGGGGCAGCCGGGAUCAAAGCCCUGCUCUCCGGCCUCGCUGCCUGACCCUCCUGGGCUCCUCCAGCCUGACCCUCCCGGGCUCCUCCAGCCUGACCCUCCCGGGCUCCUCCAGCCUGACCCUCCUAGGCUCCUCCAGCCUGACCCUCCUAGGCUCCUCCAGCCUGACCCUCCUGGGCUUCUCCAGCCUGACCCUCCUGGGCUCCUCCAGCCUGACCCUCCUGGGCUCCUCCAGCCUGACCCUCCUGGGCUCCUCCAGCCUGACCCUCCCGGGCUCCUCCAGCCUGACCCUCCUGGGCUCCUCCAGCCUGACCCUCCUAGGCUCCUCCAACCUGACCCUCCUAGGCUCCUCCAGCCUGACCCUCCUAGGCUCCUCCAGCCUGACCCUCCCGGGCUCCUCCAGCCUGACCCUCCUGGGCUCCUCCAGCCUGACCCUCCCGGGCUCCUCCAGCCUGACCCUCCCGGGCUCCUCCAGCCUGACCCUCCCGGGCUCCUCCAGCCUGACCCUCCGGACUCCUCCAGCCUGACCCUCCCGGACUCCUCCAGGCUGACCCUCCCGGGCUCCUCCAGCCUGACCCUCCCGGACUCCUCCAGGCUGACCCUCCCGGGCUCCUCCAGCCUGACCCUCCCGGACUCCUCCAGGCUGACCCUCCCGGGCUCCUCCAGCCUGACCCUCCCGGGCUCCUCCAGCCUGACCCUCCCGGGCUCCUCCAGCCUGACCCUCCCGAACUCCUCCAGACUGACCCUCCCGGGCUCCUCCAGCCUGACCCUCCCGGACUCCUCCAGCCUGACCCUCCCGGGCUCCUCCAGCCUCACCCUCCCGGGCUCCUCCAGCCUGACCCUCCCGAACUCCUCCAGACUGACCCUCCCGGGCUCCUCCAGCCUGACCCUCCUGGGCUCCUCCAGCCUGACCCUCCCGGGCUCCUCCAGCCUGACCCUCCCGGGCUCCUCCAGCCUGACCCUCCCGGGCUCCUCCAGCCUGACCCUCCCGGACUCCUCCAGCCUGACCCUCCCGGACUCCUCCAGGCUGACCCUCCCGGGCUCCUCCAGCCUGACCCUCCCGAACUCCUCCAGACUGACCCUCCCGGGCUCCUCCAGCCUGACCCUCCCGGACUCCUCCAGCCUGACCCUCCCGGGCUCCUCCAGCCUCACCCUCCCGGUCUUGACCACUUAA
Procambarus clarkii (red swamp crayfish) is the source of this 1188-nucleotide messenger RNA. The record is from RefSeq and is a predicted model, not a curated record. Lineage: Eukaryota; Metazoa; Arthropoda; Malacostraca; Decapoda; Cambaridae.